Schizophyllum commune H4-8 is the source of this 1265-nucleotide messenger RNA. RefSeq lists its product as uncharacterized. Bases 135 to 1043 code for a protein of 302 amino acids. Lineage: Eukaryota; Fungi; Basidiomycota; Agaricomycetes; Agaricales; Schizophyllaceae. The transcript is spliced from 3 exons. The record is from RefSeq and is a predicted model, not a curated record.
CAUCGCCUGCGACACCCAAGGACCCGGCAAAGGACUCCGAGGCAGCGGCACUCAAGGACUCGGACUCGGCAGCGGCAACCCUCUCGGCUCCCUUGAUGGUUAUUAUUGAGCUUCUGACAGCAUGAGCGCGCCGUAUGUCCAGUGAGGGCGAGCGAAACGGCCUCCCGAGGCCCUCCCUUUCAUACAUAUCACACGUCCCGCGACCCUUUAUACUGGCUCCGCAUCCCUCGCACCCCCCUUUCUUUAUCUCCCUCGUCUCCCUCUUCCGCUCAUCUGGCCCGCCUCGACUUGUGCGUUCAGCCCCGCCCCGACCGUUUGCGUCCACCCCACGUCAGCCACACAGCAUGUCCUCCUAUCCCACACCGUACCGAUACGAGAAGGCCUACGACGAUGGGAAGAGCCCGUCCAAAGAAGCAGCAACACCUAUGACGACAUCCACCUCUAUCCAUUUUCCCCGCCAUCCCUUUGACCGCGCGCCCAUUGUUGGAGCAUAUCGAUACGCUAGACGCGUCCUCAAUGAGAACCUCUACACACACCGAACACGCGCCUUGCUAUGGCGCACUCUAUGGGCCGGCAUCCAGGUCUCAACCAUCCUCGUCGCCCUCGCGCUUGCCACACCUCCCUUGGCGCUUCGUACGCCCGCGGCGCUCUCCGUCCUCGCUUGGCUCGUCCGCACGCUGUUGUGGUGCGCGCUAAAGUGGUGGAGCUGGAUGCGGCUGUGCGUGUUCCAAUCUCAGCAUCCUCCGCAGCAAAGGGCGAUACUGACCCGCAACCCUCUUUCUCGCAGGGAUCGCGUCCCGGACCACUCGCUCGCAGUGACCUGGCGGCCUUUUGUCAUCGUCUACGAGAGGCCGGAAGAUGACGUUCGAAGCGCACGGAUGAAUUCUGCGAUGGACGUGAUUACCGGAAUAUGGAUCGGAUGGGCGGCGGCCCUUGUGAACUGUCUGCCCGGCUUAUGCGCGCCACAAACGUUGCUUUGGUGGCUGCACAUCGCGUUGUACGCGCCUCAUGUGUUGGCUUACAACGUGAUCCUGGCUACCUAGCUAGUCGAAAGAGCAGGAGAAAUACUAUGUGCCAGGUCAGGGAGGUAUGCUCCUCGAUACGAUGGUCGCAAGGCGGAGACCGGUUGAAGAGCAGGCCGGGGUGCGAUGCGAAAUUCGAUAGUGGGAAGGGCGACUCGAGCCUCAUGAUUUAUUGUAUCUAUCAUAAAACUAUAGGGAUGUACUCUAUCUUCCGCUCUACCAGCCUGCCAACGAGAUUCAGGU